AUAGGCAUUUUCUCACAUAACCAUUCCCCUUUCCGAACAAAAUUUUGUAGGAUGAAUUUUAACAGGAAUGAGAAUAGAUUUUUAACAGGAUAACUGGAAAGAGAUGGCUCUCGUCUUUUUGGCAGAAGGAAAAUGACCCCUCACCGGAAAUUUUUCUGUUGGAAUCUCGGAGCAACUUUCUCCUCAUUUUUUCAUAUGGAACAAAUUUACUCCCUACUAUAGAACCGGGAAGUGGAAUAGAUUGAAGUUCAUUGGAUUGCCCUUAAUAGAUGCAGCGUCCUGUGUAAUUCAGUUUGUUUUUCAGCAAGACUUUCAAGAGGGAACCACAUAUUUCACCUUUCUUUCAAAUAAUUCAUUCCUAACUUUCGGGGAGCUUCAGUUUACAAGAUCUGUUCAAGUUGUGCAGUGGACCGAUGGAGCUCCAGCUUGGGAAGUUUAUUCUAAAAUGGUACAUCCACCAUGUGGACCUUCAACAAUCUGCAGCAAGAAUAAGUCCCCAAUUUACAGCUGCUUAACAGGGUUUGUGCCACAGUCUAGAGACAAAUGGAGCAAAGGAAACUGGACAGGUGGUUGUGUGAGGCGAACUGAAUUACUGUGUCAGCAAAAGGGAAAUAUAUCGUCUCAUGGAGUUGGACUGCAGGACGGAUUUUUGAAGUUUAGUGGACUAAAACUGCCUGAUCUUGCUGCUAUUUUUUGCCUUGACAGUGCAAGUGAAUAUGAAAAGAUUGUGUUUAAACAAUUGUUCUUGCACUGCUUAUGCUUAUGUGGCGGGAAUUAGGUGUAUGGUGUGCUCUGGUGAUCUUUUAGAUAUGCAGGAUUAUUCGUAUUCUGGGGAAGAUCUUUUCCUUCGGCUUGCCUACUUAGAAAUUUUUUUGGGGAAGAGGAGCAAUUUUGUUGGGAACAUUCAUCAUACAGAAGUCAGGAUGGAAGCCUUAGAUUCCAGUUCAGCUGAGUCCCAGCGCAGCUUGUAUCAGAAGUUUUCAUCAAUAUAGGCUUUUGCAUAUCAAGGCGAUGCAAGACGAUAAAGUUUCCACGUCAACGCCGUGCGAUGAGUCCAAAGUUAGAGUUCCUCACGUUCUGACGGUUGCCGGCUCCGAUUCCGGCGCCGGCGCAGGUGUUCAAGCGGAUAUCAAGGCGUGUGCUGCUAGGGGAGUGUAUUGCUCCACUGUCAUCACUGCUGUUACUGCUCAAAACACCGUAGGGGUUCAGGGUGUGAAUAUUGUGCCAGUGGAUUUUGUGGCGGAGCAGUUGAGGUCGGUCCUUUCCGAUAUGCCUCCCAAUGUUGUGAAAACAGGCAUGCUUCCGUCAACUGGCAUAGUGAAAACCCUCUGCCAAAGUCUGAAGGAAUUCCCCGUACAAGCCUUGGUGGUUGACCCUGUCAUGGUAUCCACAAGUGGACAUAUGUUAGCUGGUCCCUCUAUUUUGGAUAGCUUUAGAGAGGAACUUCUUCCCAUGGCUGAUAUAGUGACCCCAAAUUUGAAAGAGGCGUCUGCUUUACUAGGCGGUGUGCCAUUGGAAACAAUUGCUGACAUGCGUUUUGCUGCAAAAGCAAUACAUGACAUUGGUCCAAGAAAUGUACUUGUAAAAGGAGGCGAUCUCCCUGCUUCACUUGAUGCUGUGGAUGUGUUUUAUGAUGGGAAUGAUUUCUAUGAGCUUCGAUCCUCACGCAUAAUGACACCAAAUACUCAUGGAACUGGCUGCACUUUGGCUUCUACUGUUGCAGCUGAACUAGCAAAGGGUUCUCAAAUGCUUUCUGCUGUUAAGGUAGCUAAACGUUAUGUCGAAGCAGCCUUGUCGUAUAGUAAGAACAUUACUAUUGGGGGUGGUUGUCAAGGUCCUAUGGAUCAUCUUUUGAAGCUUAAGAGUACUGUUCAGCGACGACCUUUUGAUCCUUCUGAUCUCUUUCUCUAUGCUGUCACCGACUCCAGGAUGAACAAAAAGUGGGGUCGUUCAAUAGUUGAUGCGGUAAAGGCUGCCAUAGAAGGAGGUGCCACCAUUAUUCAGCUGAGGGAAAAGGAGGUUGAAACUAGUGAUUUUCUGGAAUCAGCAAAAGCCUGUUUAAAAAUAUGCCGAGUUCACGGCGUCCCUCUGCUGAUUAAUGACAGGAUUGAUGUAGCUCUUGCUAGUGAUGCUGAUGGUGUUCAUAUUGGGCAGUCUGACAUGCCUGCUCAAGUUGCACGGGCUCUUCUUGGGCCUGACAAAAUCAUUGGUGUAUCAUGCAAAACACCAGAGCAAGCUAAGCAAGCAUGGAGAAAUGGCGCUGAUUACAUUGGCUCUGGUGGUGUAUAUCCAACCAAUACGAAAGAGAACAAUAAGACGAUUGGUUUGGAUGGCCUAAAAACUGUUUGUCUGUCUUCCAAAUUACCAGUUGUAGCCAUUGGCGGCAUAGGCAUCUCUAAUGCUCAGGCUGUAAUGGGACUAGGGGUCCCAAACCUGAAAGGUGUUGCUGUUGUAUCUACUUUGUUUGAUAGGGAAUGUGUUUCGACUGAAACCAGAAAGUUACUUGAAGUGCUCAAGGAGUCAACCAAAAUAGCAAAUUGAAUGCUUGAGAUCACCACAUAUUCUCUUACAGGCAAAGCAACCCUGGUUUUUGUUACCAAAAUAUUUCUUCAUCAAAUUUUUGAACUAAACUGUGUCUAGAGAAGUAAAUGCAAGCAUCAGAGUUAUGAUA
Molecule: messenger RNA, 2671 nt
Organism: Capsicum annuum
Lineage: Eukaryota; Viridiplantae; Streptophyta; Magnoliopsida; Solanales; Solanaceae
Product: thiamine biosynthetic bifunctional enzyme TH1, chloroplastic
Exons: 11
Coding region: 1012-2541 (509 amino acids)
Biological process (GO): thiamine biosynthetic process
Cellular component (GO): chloroplast
Molecular function (GO): hydroxymethylpyrimidine kinase activity; thiamine-phosphate diphosphorylase activity; phosphomethylpyrimidine kinase activity
Source: RefSeq, a predicted model, not a curated record